AUGUUGAUUUAUCCAAUCUGCGCAGUGCUGGUCCUCGAACUUUCGCACGAGCCUAUUUUUAAGACAUUGGCCGAUGCGGUGAGGCAUCACUUUGCCACAGACCUUUUUUCCAUGUCCGUUUCGCCGAUCAUCCGUUUCGCUUCGCUGGUGAACAGUAAGAAGAUCCGUCUGCCGGAUGAUCUAUACAAGCAGAUGAGAGAAUGGCUACAACUAAAAGCAAGCGAAAUCACCGAUCCGCAGGACGUUGUUUCGGUGCUGACCUGUUGGAACAAGAACGACAGCUGGUUCAAUAUGUUCGUUGAAAAAGCAAAAGGCAGCAUCUCGGGAAUGUGCAGCGCAGAGCUUGUUGGCAUGCUAGCAAGUUUGGCAAACAAUUUAAGUCGACCCCCGCAUGUGCUUCGUCUCAUCGGCAGUGCCAUCGAACAGAACAGGCCGAAUUUGACUCUGAUAGUGUUGGCGCAGUCGGCCGCCCGGCUGCAUUUCAUGGAUGCUGGAUUGCGGCGUCUGGUUGCCGAUGAAACUGUCGCCAACAUUACUCGCUUCAGUAAGUGGUCACAAAUUAAUGCACUUGUCUACUCACUGGCCAAAUUGCGCAUCGGCGAACUUCGAACCUGGAAAGCCGCCGCUGCAUGGAUCAACAACAACCAGAUGAACGCUACCGAUGCUGAAUUAUCAUAUGCACUGUACUGGUGUGCGAUGGCCGGCAAAUGCAGUUUAGUGCAAGAAGCUGCUGAAUUUCUGUCUGAAAAGCUGAAGCCAUUUCAGUUUGAUUCUGCAAAAACUUGGCUUAGCUCAAUUUAUGCUUUAGCGAUUUGUGAGCGACUUUCACCAGAAUUGGCCGAAACUGUCUUACAAGCAUCAUUCGUUGCAGAUGUUCUGCAAGGACUAAGCGGGUUCCGAAAAUUAAUGACAGUAACAACUGUUGCUCAAAUGCAGCUCUUUUUGAAAGUUAUUUUAAACAAAGCUUCUGAAGGACCUACGCUCAGCAUCACGAAUCUCAUGCAGUUACCGCCGGCAAUUCUGGACGAUAUGGCAAUGAAAUUACGUUAUGGUAGAAGUGAAGAAGGGAAUGUGCAGUAUUUUCAUUCGCUAUUGCACAAACUGAUCCCGGUGAACUCGCACGCCUUUCCUCCAGCUCUUACCGAAGAUGGUAUUUUCGUGAAUGCUGUCAUGAAGUUCGAUACCAAGACGAAUCGCUUCGUGCCACUGUGCCAGUUCGAAAGUGUAAAGGCUUCUCGUCUGGCAGUCAUUUAUUUGUCUUGGAAAGAUAGUACUUUGAUGGUAUCUGUUUUACUUCAAUUGACCAGUUCAUAAUA
Messenger RNA from Gongylonema pulchrum, 1316 nucleotides. Lineage: Eukaryota; Metazoa; Nematoda; Chromadorea; Rhabditida; Gongylonematidae. The record is from the annotation of a GenBank genome assembly.